Molecule: messenger RNA, 409 nt
Organism: Aricia agestis (brown argus)
Lineage: Eukaryota; Metazoa; Arthropoda; Insecta; Lepidoptera; Lycaenidae
Gene: Sbat
Product: N-alpha-acetyltransferase 38, NatC auxiliary subunit
Exons: 3
Coding region: 32-382 (116 amino acids)
Cellular component (GO): NatC complex
Molecular function (GO): RNA binding
Source: RefSeq, a predicted model, not a curated record
UAUAUUAAAUUAUUAAAAAGAAAUAAAAUGUAUGUAUAAAAAGGGCCAUAAAGAAGGUAUAGUUUUCAUAUUGAAUAUGAGCGAGUCUACAGUAACCGUUCUUCAAGGUGAGAAGGAUUUGGAGCAAUUGGAUGGAAAGACUAAACUACGAAAAUGGCUCAAUAUGAACUUCAGAAUAGAAAUGACUGACGGAAGGGUACUUAUAGGUGUAUUCCUCUGCACCGAUAGAGAUGCAAAUGUUAUUUUAGGAGCCUGUAGUGAGUACCUCAAAAACAGUGAUGGCGAGACAGAGGAACCCCGAGUUUUGGGUCUAGUAAUGGUGCCUGGGCGUCACAUAGUAUCUAUACAACUGGAUGAUACACAGAAGAUGUCGUAUACUUAAUGAAAUAAACGAAUGAAAAAUUACAAA